Oppiella nova is the source of this 1239-nucleotide messenger RNA. NCBI's taxonomy places the organism in Eukaryota, Metazoa, Arthropoda, Arachnida, Sarcoptiformes, Oppiidae. The record is from the annotation of a GenBank genome assembly.
GUUGUGGAUGUGAUGGUCACAGAAAGAUGUGAAGUGAAGGGAUUUGGUGUCAAAACAAGAGACCAUUUGAUUGAUAAUAAAAAUUUGUUGAUAUAGUCAUCACAUUCCAGUGAUUUUGUGGUAAGUCACUUGUCUUUGUGUCACUUCUUGGCCACAACUGGAACCGAUUGAUACUCGUGUUGGUGAAGACGUGUUCAGAAACCAGUGAAAGAUCGCCGACAAUGACUACAAUGGAGUUCUUCGGAUGCACUUUCAUAUCAUUUGGUCCACCAUUUGCUAUGUUCUGUCUAUUGAUAGCCAAAGACCCCAUCAGAAUCAUUAUAUUGAUCUCUGCAGCAUUCUUCUGGUUAUUAUCGCUAUUAUUGUCAUCUAUUCUCUGGACAGCUGUAGUGCCUCUCAAGGAAUACUUGGUCUUUGGCGUCACUUUUUCCAUCAUAUUUCAGGAGUUGUUUCGAUAUGUCUUCUAUCGUGUCAUUCGGAGAGCAGAGCCAGGCCUCGAGAAAGUGUCUGAAGUGGGAACGCCUAGUGGUUCCCAUAUGGUUGUCAACGAUAGGACACAACUAGCAUUCGUGUCAGGUCUGGGGUUCGGUCUGAUGGCCGGCGCCUUCUCACUGACCAACAUAUUGGCCGAUAGUGUGGGUCCGGGAACUGUGGGCCUGACCGGUGACUCGCAUUACUUCUUCCUGUGCUCUUCGUUCACGACUCUGGCGUUCAUAUUAUUGCACACCUUUUGGGGCGUCAUCUUCUUCAAGGCCUGUGACAAUCGGAACUACACUCUCAUUGCUUACGUCUUUCUCUCACAUCUGAUCGCAUCGGGAAUUACGUUUGUCAAUCAAAGCCAGUUAUAUAUGGUGUCAAUUGUGGUGAUAUAUGCCGUGACUGUCAUAACAUCGGUGUUUGCGUUCUAUAGCGCCGGCGGUUCACUCAAUAGCUUGAAGAGAGUCUUAAGUCGACAGUAAUUUUUUUAUAUAAAAAUCUUUCUUAAUUUAUAAGUUAUUUAUUUUUGGAUCACAUGUCACUCAUUGAAUACGAACACAAUAUUAUGUGUUUUUUGUAUUAAUUAACAUAUUUUUCAAAACCAAAUCCUCUCUGUAUUAUCCCAAAGAUUAACUGAUUGUAUGAAUUUUGCGAUUCAUCGACUCAUUUAUAACAUAUUUUGGUCCCAAAUAAUGAAAUUUUAACUCUUAUUAACUAUAACUGAAUUUAAAUUCAGUGACAUAUUUAUAUGAAAUACGUGCA